This is a messenger RNA of Aspergillus clavatus NRRL 1, 1725 nucleotides long. RefSeq names its product alpha-keto acid decarboxylase family protein. The transcript is spliced from 2 exons. Bases 1 to 1725 code for a protein of 574 amino acids. NCBI's taxonomy places the organism in Eukaryota, Fungi, Ascomycota, Eurotiomycetes, Eurotiales, Aspergillaceae. Gene Ontology annotation, molecular function: thiamine pyrophosphate binding; magnesium ion binding; carboxy-lyase activity. The record is from RefSeq and is a predicted model, not a curated record.
AUGGAAGGCAACACCCUCCCCCUCGCGCAGUAUCUGUUCACCCGCUUACGCCAAUUGGGUGUUGACUCCUUGUUCGGCGUCCCGGGCGACUAUAACCUCACGCUCCUUGACCAUGUCGUGCCCUCGGGCCUCAAAUGGGUGGGGAACUGUAAUGAGUUGAAUGCUGGUUAUGCCGCGGAUGGCUACUCUCGAAUCAAAGGCAUCGGUGCCUUGGUCACCACAUUCGGCGUCGGCGAGCUGUCUGCCGUCAAUGCCAUCGCAGGAGCCUACGCUGAGCGAGCCCCGGUAGUACACAUUGUGGGAACACCGAUGCGCGCCUCCCAGGAGACCCGCUCUCUCAUCCAUCAUACCUUCAACGAUGGUGAAUAUCAGCGAUUUGAUCGCAUGCAAGAGCACGUGACAGUCGCGCAGGUCGCCUUGAGUGACCAUCGCACAGCACCUGCGGAGAUUGACCGGGUUUUGUUGCAGUGUCUGCUGCACAGUCGCCCCGUUCGGAUCACCAUCCCGGUGGACAUGGUCUCCGUGUGUGUUCCGAGUGUCGGCUUGACCUCUAAGAUUGAGAUCCCGCCCCCCGUGCGGCAACCGCUGGUAGAAGAGGCGGCUCUGACAUGUGUUGUGAACCGAAUCUAUGGUGCAAAGAAGCCUAUGAUUCUCGUCGAUGGAGAGAGCCGAGCGUUCGGGACACUUGCGCAAGUGGACCAGUUCAUCAAGACCACAGGCUGGCCCACGUUCACAACGGGCUUUGGCAAGGGUCUGGUAGACGAAACCCUGCCCAAUGUCUAUGGUGUCUACACUCCAGCUUCCAAGGAGUUUGUGGACUCGUGCGAUCUUGUCCUCUCUUUCGGACCACACUUCAGUAACACCAACACCUAUAUCUUCCUGGUUCGGCCGAAUGACGAGUCCAGCAUCCUGCUCAACCCCACAUCCGUGCAAGUGAACAAGGACAUCUUCCGUGACCUGCCAGUCAAAUACUUUAUCCAUCAGCUCAUCCAGCGACUCGAUAGAUCCAAGAUCCCGAGUCACCAACAUGACCUGGUCCAUCCUUCGGCCAAGUCCCUUCCAGCAGUUACCCCCACCGAUCUCGUCACUCAGACUGGUGGAUUCUGGCGAAGAUUAUCCCCCUUCUUCCGUCCAGGUGACAUUGUCCUCGGGGAAACUGGCACACCAGGAUAUGGUGCGAACGACUUCGUCCUGCCGCCGCGGACCCGUCUCUUCAAACCAGUCACCUGGCUGUCCAUCGGAUACAUGCUCCCCGCCACACUAGGCGCCAGUCACGCACAAUGGGAUCUCAUUGCCCGGUGCGAGUACCACGAUCUUCUGGCCGCGCGCACAAUCCUUUUCAUCGGCGAUGGAAGCUUCCAAAUGACUGCCCAAGAGUUAAGCACCAUCAUCCACCAGAAACUCAACGUCAUUGUCUUCCUGAUCAACAAUGACGGCUACACAAUUGAGCGCUGCAUACACGGCCGCAACCAAGCCUAUAACGACGUCGCGCGGUGGCGGUACCUCAAGGCACCCGAGCUAUUUGGUGCCGACACAGAGGGGGAGUAUGCGACUCGGACCUGGGAGAUCCGCACCUGGGCGGACUUUGACCGCGUGCUGUCGGACGAGCAUUUGGUCAACGGCAAGGGCUUACGAAUGGUCGAGGUGUUUAUGGAUCGGUUCGACGCACCCGAUGUUCUGAUGAAGUUGUUGGAGCAACAGGUUGAGCGGGAGAAGACGCAGUAA